UUUCCUUCCUAUCCCAAGUUUCCUUCUGUUUUUGGGGAAAACCCAAAUCUGUUCACUUGAAUUUGGAUCUCACUUCUUCAUAAAAAUCUUCUCUUUAUAGAUAGAUAUUUAUAACAACUUCCACUUUGUUUCCCUUCGUAUCUUCUUCUGCCGCAAAAAAGGUAUUCAUGGGAAACAUCGGAAGUAGCGCAAAUGGCUGGCGGCGGAACGGCACUCGGCGAAACCACCCUCCUCCUCCACCGUCGCCUACUCCAGUACAACCUCAACCCGAAAUCGCUGCCAAUCGCUACGUCUUCGCUGCUGCCACGCCUUACCCGCCCCAGUAUCCCAACACGAACACACCCCAAUACUAUCAGUAUCCAGGCUACUAUCCGCCUCAGCCGCCGGUUCCCUUGCCUCUUCCGGCGCCUUACGAUCAUCACCAUCGAGGCGGUCCUCACAUGGAAUCCGCCAGUUGGAGUAGGUAUGGUUAUGGACCGAUGAUGCCGCCUCCACCACCGGUGCCGUAUAUUGAGCAUCAGAAGGCGGUUACUAUAAGGAAUGACGUUAAUUUGAAGAAGGAAAGUUUGAAAUUGGUACCUGACGAGGAGAAUCCUGGGAAGUUUUUGGUUUCUUUCGCUUUUGAUGCUACUCUUGCUGGAAGGAUGAUUGUUAUUUUCUUUGCAAAAGAAGGUGAAAACUGUGAUCUAACACCAAUGAAGGACAGUAUUCUACCACCAGUUACCGUGCCUUUCGAACAAGGUCUUGGACAGAAGUUCACACAGCCCUCUGGAACAGGGAUUGAUUUCUCUAUGUUUGAGGAGUCCGAGUUACUGAAAGUAGACACAGAUAUCUAUUAUCUGGCAGUGAAAGCAGAGGCAUUGCCUGUCAACCAGGAUGGGUCAGACAGAAACCAAGUGUCGGGAACCAUGAAUUCUCAGAUAACUCAGGCCGUGUUUGAGAAGGAGAAGGGUGAAUACCACACUAGAGUAGUGAAACAGAUACUGUGGGUGAGUGGGGUAAGAUAUGAACUGCAAGAAAUAUAUGGGAUUGGAAAUUCAGUUGAUGACGGUGUUGAUGCAAAUGGUCCCGGAAAAGAAUGUGCCAUUUGCCUUUCGGAGCCCCGGGACACAACCGUUCUUCCCUGCAGGCACAUGUGCAUGUGCAGCUCUUGUGCAAAGGUUUUGAGAUGCCAAAGCAAUCGCUGUCCGAUAUGUAGGCAACCAGUUGAAAGGCUUUUGGAGAUAAAGGUCAACAAUGGCCCUGAUGAAUGAGAUGAAAUUAUGUUUCUUCCUGUAAGUAGUAGUAGUACCCUAUUGCUUUUCUUUUGGCUUUUGCCUUUUUUUCUCUUUUUGAUCUCACACUAUGUCAGGUCAUUGUAAUAAUCAAACAGGAAGCUAUAACAAUUAAUGCUACUACAUGCAUAUACAAUGAAUGAAUUUUUUCCUGAAUGUGAAAUUUUCUUUUUU
This is a messenger RNA of Hibiscus syriacus, 1448 nucleotides long. RefSeq names its product probable E3 ubiquitin-protein ligase LOG2. The record is from RefSeq and is a predicted model, not a curated record. Lineage: Eukaryota; Viridiplantae; Streptophyta; Magnoliopsida; Malvales; Malvaceae. Bases 168 to 1253 code for a protein of 361 amino acids. Gene Ontology annotation, biological process: protein ubiquitination. Gene Ontology annotation, molecular function: ubiquitin protein ligase activity. The transcript is spliced from 3 exons.